Molecule: messenger RNA, 1357 nt
Organism: Perca flavescens (yellow perch)
Lineage: Eukaryota; Metazoa; Chordata; Actinopteri; Perciformes; Percidae
Gene: pkdc
Product: protein kinase-like domain containing
Exons: 4
Coding region: 263-1225 (320 amino acids)
Source: RefSeq, a predicted model, not a curated record
CACAGUACAAUGUAAAAGACUUGAUUGAUUCUCAUCACUUCAGAAUGAUCGGGCUGCUGUUGUUUUGUGGUUGGUUGUAAACUUAAUCCACUGUUGAAUAAGAAAUGCUGAUUUUUUAAUAAUUAGCUGUUGAUUUACUCCAGUCCAGCAGGUGGCAGUGGUGUUAAUUUGGCUUUAGUUUCAUGUCUGUGGCUUUACACCAAACAGACGGCUGUGGAGAAUACUUCCUGCUUCAUCAUUUGUGAGUAAGCUCUGACUGGAAAUGAAACAGGAGCACCAGGAUCUCAUCCUUCAGGCGUGCGGUGCUUCGUCCCUGCGUGUUGGUGCAAAGAUCCAGACGCUGUGGAGUGGUUAUGGGGAGAUAGUUCGGCUGCACCUGGAGGGCUGCGAGCGGCCAUCAGUGGUCGUCAAACAUGUCAAGUUUCCAGAGGAGGCCGAGCAUCCCGGAGGCUGGAACACAGAUCGCUCCCACACACGUAAAGUGAGGUCCUACCAGGUGGAGACGCACUGGUACCAGAACUAUUCCACCAAUCAGAGCUGCCGGACCCCCGCCUGUCUGGCCGCCUGCUCCUAUGGAGACGAGAUGCUGAUCGUACUGGAGGAUCUGGAUGUGGCCGGUUAUGAUCAGAGGAGGACCAGCGUGAAGGAACGAGAAAUAAAGGCUUGCCUCAGCUGGCUUGCCCACUUCCACGCUCUCUUCCUGGGCGUGGCACCAGAGGGCCUGUGGCCUGUCGGCACCUACUGGCACCUGGAGACCCGGCCAGACGAGCUGGAGGCCAUGGACCACGCCGAGCUCAAAGCGGCGGCCGGUGACAUUGACAAGAUUCUCAGCGAAUGCCGCUUUAAGACCGUCGUUCACGGAGACGCCAAGUUAGCCAACUUCUGUUUUUCCCAGAGUGGACGGGAUGUGGCAGCUGUAGACUUCCAGUAUGUUGGAGGGGGCUGUGGGAUGAAAGAUGUUGUGUAUUUUUUAGGAAGCUGCAUGGAGGAGAGGGAGUGUGAAAAGAGGGUACCAGGCCUGCUUGACUACUAUUUCACAGAAUUAAAUCAAUCUGUGAAAAAAGAUGUGGACUUUGCUGCCCUGGAGAAAGAGUGGAGGGACAUGUUUGCAUUUGCCUGGACAGAUUUUCAUCGCUUUCUGCUGGGAUGGAUGCCUGGGCACUGGAAGAUCAACCGCUACAGUAAACAGUUGACCAAGGAGGUACUCCGCAAACUGAAACUGUAAUCCCAGAUCAAAAACGUUUAACUUCAGACAAUCGGAGAACUGAACGUGUGGCUGGAAGGUGACCGUUUUCAACCUGGAAAAACAAAUCACUCACAAACACAAUUCUACAUAAAUAAAAGUUUGUGAAAAAUG